Messenger RNA from Suillus plorans, 696 nucleotides. RefSeq lists its product as uncharacterized. The coding region runs from base 1 to 696 and encodes 231 amino acids. Lineage: Eukaryota; Fungi; Basidiomycota; Agaricomycetes; Boletales; Suillaceae. Gene Ontology annotation, biological process: DNA recombination; DNA integration. Gene Ontology annotation, molecular function: DNA binding. The transcript is spliced from 7 exons. The record is from RefSeq and is a predicted model, not a curated record.
AUGGUUGGCAACCCGUCGAUAUCUGUCGAAGUGUCAUCAUACAUGUGCUCCCUCCGUAGAUGCAAGGUUCAAGCUGGUGAAGUUGCAAAUAGUGCUCGUGCCAUAACAUCACGGGGGCAAUCUGGUUUGGACCUGUGGGGUGGUGGGCAUGUCCGGAGGCUUCUGCAGGCAGCCUACAUGGUGUCAUUUCUAUGCAUGCUCUGUUUUGACGAAGUGCUAAAGAUUCAGGACCAGAUGGUCCUGCACCUCCCCUUCCACAAGACCCACCAAAAUGGAGAGAUUCAGCCAUUUCACCUGUGGUCCCUUCUGUUCGAGUCCAAGAUCACAUCAGGUUACCUGUUCCAAAAGAUUGUGUCCAGUGACUGCAUAGCGGAAGCAAACUCUGCAAUGUCCUCUGAACAGUUCCUCGAAUUAUUUUGCAACAAUCUCCUGGACAUCAACAUUGACCCUGCCCCUUAUGGUACCCACUCAUUCCGGAGGGGUGGCUGUCAGUACCUCCAUGUCAAAAAACACUGGCCACUAAGGAGGAUAUGUGAGUGGGGAGGUUGGAGCACAGAGUUCUCCAACCUAACUGUAGUGAAGUAUUUCAUUUCUUCGAACAAUGACCCUGCAGAGCCAAGGGAAUAUUUUUUCAAUCCUAACAGGCCACCUAUGGUUAAGUGCACACAGUGUGGGAGGUGCUGUGCUUGUGCUUAA